Molecule: messenger RNA, 681 nt
Organism: Ostertagia ostertagi
Lineage: Eukaryota; Metazoa; Nematoda; Chromadorea; Rhabditida; Trichostrongylidae
Source: the annotation of a GenBank genome assembly
AGACAAACAGUUCCCUGUUUGUAUGCCACGGCGCGAGUACAUAAGCUAAGAAACGCCAUAGAAUCUCCCGGUCAUGUUUGUCUUCGUUUUUCUCGUCUCUCUGGCCCUCGCCAUCGCUCAGCAAUGCUUGAGUUGGAUUUUGGACUUGCAUCACUUAUCAUCUACUCCAUGUCGAGGUAUGACUGUAGGGGCUCUGCACGAUUGCAACCAGUUGCAGACGGCCAGUAUAACAAUGGUCAAUACGUCCAGUCUACACAAUAUGGCACUAUCUAUUCCUCAGGACAGGGCUCCCAACCAUCUGGAACACAAUACGGAAGCAGUACCAUGAAUCCGAACACCCAGAAUCUGCAGUACGAUCAGUCAUCGAACACUUACAACAAUCAACAGUCAUACCCAAGUAAUCAAAACUCGGCCAGUGGAGUACAGUAUGAUCCGAACAUGGCUUACAGUAAUCAGCAGAACCAAGCCGGAUACAACCCUCAAACGCAGCAAGCGCAGUAUUCCAAUAACGGACAAGGACAGGCUUAUCCUUACAACCAACAAAAUCAGCCAGGAUACAACACCCAAAUGGACCAAAGCCAGAACUUCAACAACGGCCAACCACAAAUGUACUCGAACGAUCAGCAGCAGAUUUACGGCUACAGAAGUCAUGCGAAGAAGAAGGCGUCGGAACAAUUUUGA